This is a messenger RNA of Aspergillus fijiensis CBS 313.89, 1605 nucleotides long. Its product is annotated as MFS general substrate transporter. Gene Ontology annotation, molecular function: transmembrane transporter activity. NCBI's taxonomy places the organism in Eukaryota, Fungi, Ascomycota, Eurotiomycetes, Eurotiales, Aspergillaceae. Gene Ontology annotation, biological process: transmembrane transport. The coding region runs from base 1 to 1605 and encodes 534 amino acids. The transcript is spliced from 3 exons. The record is from RefSeq and is a predicted model, not a curated record.
AUGUGGCCCCCCGGCACCUCGUGCCUUGCCGACAUCUCGCCGUCCACGGGGGAUGCCACCAUCAACCUGCAACCGCAACCCUCCGAUGACCCCAACGAUCCCCUCAAUUGGACGCCCUGGCGCAAGUACUGGAACAUGGGACUCGUCUGCUUCUACGUGGCGAUGGUGGCGGAAUUCAUCAACGCCAGUACGCCGACCUGGGGCCCCAUGGAGGCCCAGCUCGGGUUCAGCGACGAGAUCAUGAAUGACAGCUAUGCAGCUGGCUGUGCGGGGUUGGCCGUUGGCUCCCUCGUCUUGAUCCCGUUCGCGCUCAAGUCCGGCCGUCGACCGUUGUAUCUCUUCAGCACGGUGGUCCAGUUCGGGAUCUGCAUCUGGUCGGCCAGGAUCCAGACGGUGGGCGAUCUCAUGGCCGUCAACGUGAUCCAGUGUUUCUUCGCGAGUCUGGCCGAGGCCAUUGUGCAGAUGACCAUCGCGGAUCUGUUCUUCGUGCACCAGCGGGGCCGGAUGAACGCGCUGUAUGUCUGGACGUGGCUGCUUGCCACCUACCUCGGCAUCCUGGUGGCCGGGUUCGUAGCCGACGGUUUGGGGUGGCGAUGGAUCUGGUGGCUGAAUGCCAUUAUUUGCGGGGUGACGAUCUUCGUUGUCGCGUUUGGGUACGAAGAGACCAAGUUCUGUCCCCGGCCGGUUGGCUCCGCCACGACCGAUCUGCACCUGACUCCCUCAGACGAAGACCGUGCUCGAGAGCUAGGCUCGGUAGAAGCCGCAGACGAAAGCGCGCGCGAGAUCACCCCAAGGCCCGCUAUCAACCCUAACAUCCCGAUGAAAACAUACUGGCAGCGACUUGCUCUGAUCACCCCCACGACCUCGUCCGGUGCCACGAAGGACUCCUUCUUCCAACACAUGUUUCAACCGCUCAUCAUCCUGGCGACAAUCCCGGCGAUCGCGUGGACCGCGCUAGUGUAUGGGAUCUUGGUGGCCCUGGGCGACGUCAUGUCGACCACGAUGUCCACCUACCUACCCCGGGCGCCCUACAACUUCUCCUCCUACGAGGUCGGGCUCAUGAGUCUGCCGCGGAUGAUCGGCGUCACGAUCGGGGCCAUCAUCGUCGGCCCCCUGAGUGACUGGUGGAUUGUCUAUCUGGCUCGCCGCCGCCAUGGCAUCUUCCAGCCCGAGACGCGGCUGUGGUGCAUGAUCCCCUUCCUCCCCUUCGUCGUGGUCGGGGCCGUCCUCUUCGCCAUGGGGCUCAGUGACCACCGUCCCUGGCCGGUGAUUGCCGUGGGGCUGGCCUUGUACAAUAUCGGCGUCACCCCGAUCAACACCCUCACCAUCACCUACCUGACUGAUUCGUAUAGAGACAUCAUCGGCGACGCCCUGGUGGGCGUAACCCUGACGCGCAACACGUUCAGCACGGUGUUCAUCUUCGCGCUCUCGCCGUGGGUGGCGAAGGUGGGACUCAAAGAUACCUUCGUCACGAUUCUAGUCCUCGCGGUUGCGAUUCUGCUGGCCUUUGUAGUCUUUCUGCGUUAUGGCAAGGCGCUUCGGGGCUUUUCAGCCUCGCGUUAUCUCUACUAUGCCGCUCGGCAGUACAAGGAGAGAUCAGGGUAG